AUGCUCAGUCGCCAAUUUGCACGCGCCGCUGCCGUCACUCCUCUCGCAGGCGUGCGAGCUCUGAGCUCGACUGCUAUCUUUAACGGUCGCACACCUUCGCUGGGAGAUGUCAACCCUACACACGCAGAGGUCGAUAAGUUCAGUCAGAAGCAGAAGGAAUUCCGCGAUCACCUGGUCGAGGCACAGAAGAAGCGAGAAGCCAGACGCUCUGAGGAGGUGAAGGAGCCGGAGCCUACCCGUAAGGCGGGCCCUUUGACGAACCUCAUUUACGGUACCAAGGAGGGCCGUGAGCUCGAUGCUCAGCUCGAAGCAAGCUUCAGUCAAGUUCUUGCGCGUGGCAAGUACGUCCAUUCGAUCGUUCUUCACGAAGUCAAGCCUGAGAAGGUUGACGAGUAUGUCGAUCUCGUCGGGAAAUGGUACCCUAAGAUGGCGAACGCCCCAGAGAACAAGGUGAACCUGGUCGGAAGCUGGAGGACAGAAGUCGGCGAUUGUGACACCUUCGUCCACAUCUGGGAAUACCAAAAAUACGAAGGUUACCAUCAGUCCCGGUACUCAAUUACUCACCACCCCGAAUUUGCCGACUUCGACAAUAAGCUAAAGGGCCUAAUCAACUCCAAGAACGUCUCUCUCAUGCAAGAAUUUUCUUUCUGGCCAACCACUCCCCCACGAUCGCUCGGUGGCAUCUUUGAGCUGCGUUCUUACACACUGCACCCCGGCAACCUGCUCGAGUGGGAAACACACUGGCGACGAGGCCUCAAGGCCCGCCGUGAGGUUAUGGAGGGCGUUGGUGCUUGGUUCGUUCAGAUUGGUGACCUCAAUACAGUCCACCAUCUGUGGCAGUUUGCCAACCUUGAGGAGCGUCGAGGCCGUCGUGAACAGAGCUGGCAGGUCGAGGGCUGGAGCGACACAGUCCACAAGACAGUGCCUCUUAUCCAGAGCAUGAAGUCAAGGAUCCUCGUCCCAAUGCCUUGGUCUCCUGUUCGAUAA
This is a messenger RNA of Fusarium proliferatum ET1, 987 nucleotides long. RefSeq lists its product as uncharacterized. The record is from RefSeq and is a predicted model, not a curated record. Lineage: Eukaryota; Fungi; Ascomycota; Sordariomycetes; Hypocreales; Nectriaceae. The coding region runs from base 1 to 987 and encodes 328 amino acids. The transcript is spliced from 3 exons. Gene Ontology annotation, cellular component: mitochondrion.